GAAUCUGCCCCUGGCCAUCGCCAUUUCCAUGCCCAUAGUGACCAUCAUCUACCUGCUGACCAACGUGGCGUACUAUGUGGUUCUGGACAUACCGUCACUGCUGGCCAGUGACGCUGUCGCUGUGACAUUUGGAAAUGCCGUCCUGGGGCCAUUCAACUGGAUCAUCCCUAUUUCAGUGGCCAUGUCUUGCUAUGGAGGACUCAAUGCUUCUAUCAUCGCUGCCUCACGGUUGUUUUUCGUGGGAGCCAGGGAGGGCCACCUGCCUGACAGUCUGAGUCUGAUUCACCUGCAGCGCUACACACCCAUACCUGCACUGUUGUUCAAUGGAUUAAUGGGUCUGAUCUUCCUGUGUGUGGAGGACGUGUUCCAGCUCAUCAAUUAUUUCAGCUUCAGUUACUGGCUGUAUGUGGGUCUGUCUGUGGCUGGCCUCAUCUACCUGCGUAUCACACAGCCAAACAGACACAGGCCUGUGAAG
Messenger RNA from Plectropomus leopardus (leopard coralgrouper), 475 nucleotides. The record is from RefSeq and is a predicted model, not a curated record. NCBI's taxonomy places the organism in Eukaryota, Metazoa, Chordata, Actinopteri, Perciformes, Serranidae.